Ochlerotatus camptorhynchus is the source of this 1942-nucleotide messenger RNA. RefSeq names its product beta-hexosaminidase subunit beta-like. Gene Ontology annotation, cellular component: lysosome; membrane. The transcript is spliced from 7 exons. Gene Ontology annotation, molecular function: beta-N-acetylhexosaminidase activity. The record is from RefSeq and is a predicted model, not a curated record. Bases 296 to 1918 code for a protein of 540 amino acids. NCBI's taxonomy places the organism in Eukaryota, Metazoa, Arthropoda, Insecta, Diptera, Culicidae. Gene Ontology annotation, biological process: glycosaminoglycan metabolic process; ganglioside catabolic process; carbohydrate metabolic process.
AAUCAGCGCAUGGCUUCGGGAACAACGGGCAGUUGAAAUCAAACUUAGAGCAAGAGAGAGAGAGAGAGAAGUGUGAGAGUGGCUUCAUCAUUUCAUCAUUUCUAAUGCUGUUUGGAAACUGAAAAGGCUUUGUGACUGAUGAUUUAGAGUUUUAAAUAUAACAGUGCGAUUACAGUUUGAAUCUACAUAUCAAGUCGAAAGGACGUUGCGUAAGAAAGUCCGAUAAGUCUGAAGCAUUCGCGGUGAACGGUUGACUGUGAACAUAUAUUUGUUGUUUGGUGAUUUGGCUUUCGCUAUGAAAUCAGUACUUCUCCUGUUGAACUUAUGGUUUUUAACCAGCUACAGUACGUUUGCAUACAUUGUGGAUCCCGGACCAUCCGUAAAAGCAACUAAAGGUGCGCUAUGGCCAAAACCGAAAACUCAAACCACCAGCCAACGGUACUCGGUGAUCAAGCGGUCGUCAUUCCAUUUCCAGGCCGUUAAUCAAACGUGCGACAUUUUAACUAAAGCCAUUGACCGAUACCAAAAAAUAGUUUCCAAUGUUGGUAACGAAUCACGGCGAGCGCUUUUCAGUGCAUCCCGAAAUGAUAACAAUCUUGCAAGAAGAUCUUGGCGGUCGGAUGUGAAUUUCAACGAAUAUCUCGAGGAAGUUACAGUCGAUCUUAAAGCACCAUGUGAAAUUCUACCCUACUUAGGAAUGGAUGAGUCUUACGACAUUAUUGUCAGCGAAACGCACGCCUCCAUUGAGUCGUACUCAAUCUGGGGCAUUUUGAGAGGAUUGGAAUCCUUCGCACAGAUGGUUGUGCUUUCGGAAGACGGAAGCAUGCUUUACGUCAACCUAACAACCAUCUCCGACAGUCCUCGGUUCUCCCAUCGCGGACUUCUAGUGGACACAUCGCGUCAUUUCGUUUCGGUCAGCACAUUGCUCAAAAUGCUAGAUGGGAUGGCGUACAACAAACUGAACGUCUUCCAUUGGCACAUCGUGGACGAUCAGAGUUUCCCAUAUCAGAGUAAAUACUACCCUGAGCUCAGCGAGCAAGGAGCUUAUCAUCCUUCGAUGGUCUACACACCACAGGAUGUUCAGAAUAUCAUCGAAGAGGCACGCCUAAGGGGGAUUCGCGUCAUCUCGGAGUUUGAUACUCCAGGCCAUACCCGUUCGUGGGGUGUUUCGCAUCCAGAAUUACUUACUGCAUGCUAUGACCAGUACCAAGGAAAGCUUGGACCUAUGGACCCUACCAAAGAAUCGACGUAUACAUUUUUGUUCAAGCUGUUCCAGGAAAUAGUAGAAGUGUUUCCAGAUAAAUUUGUACACCUUGGAGGUGAUGAAGUCGGAUUCGAGUGUUGGGCUAGUAAUCCCGCCGUGAUGGAGUAUAUGAAACAGAAUAGAUUGUACUCGUUUGAAAUGUUGGAGGAGACGUUCAUUCAGCGGAUCGUCGAUCAAAUUGAUGCUCUAAACAGGAGCUCACUGGUUUGGCAAGAGGUUUAUGUUAACGGUGUCCGAUUACCCAAUGGAACUGUAGUGCACGUGUGGACCGGGAAUCGCCAAGAUCUUCUAUACAGAAUUACAAAAGAUGGACUGCCAGCAUUGCUAUCGUCCUGUUGGUAUUUGGAUCAUCUGAGCACCGGGGGAGAUUGGCGAAAAUUUUACAACUGUGAUCCACACGACUUUGUCGGUACGAAGAAUCAAAAGGACCUGGUGCUGGGUGGCGAGGCAUGCAUGUGGGCCGAAGUAGUGAACGAUCAUAACAUUCUGCAACGGAUCUUUCCUCGAGUAUCUGCCACGGCUGAGAAACUUUGGUCCCAGGAGUAUGUUACCGAUACCGAUGACGCAGCUCGUCGCAUAGAAGAGCACUCGUGUCGCAUGAACUUGCGCGGCAUCCCGGCUCAACCACCGAGUGGGCCUGGAUUCUGCAUCUAGAAUGAAAAUGAAGAAUCAGCUUAA